UCACGUUGAUAAGAUCUCCCUACUAUUGUCUUGAUGACUUCUGCAACCAUAUUAGCAAUUUCAAUCUUUUCUGGAAGACCAAUUCAAGUAUAAAAUUCCGCACUGUUAUUCCUGAGAUCAUUAUUUUGUUUCUCAACACUACAGUAAUCAUAUAUAUAUGCUAGUUGUGUUGGAAAUAUUCUGUAUCUGUGCUACGGAAUCAAAAUCCAGUCAUGUCUUAUUCUACAGCUAAAACAGUCCAAAGACUUGCGAUCUUGUUUCCUCUGCUCAUCAUCUACUUGCUAUUCAAUCUCUCCUACGCAGUUGAAGCUGAAGAUGAGAAAAAAAUCACUAACAUUGGAGCAAUCAUUGAUGUUAAUUCCCGUAUCGGGAAAGAACAGAAAGCUGCUAUGGAAAUUGCAGCUGAAAACUUCAACAACCAGUCAGACACUCAUGAGCUAAUCCUUCAUUUUCGAGAUUCUGGCCGCGACCCUUUUCUUGCUGCUUAUGCUGCUAAACAUUUGAAAAGGGAACAAAAGGUACAAGUGGUAAUUGGCAUGGAAACUUGGCAGGAAGCAGUUACAGUAGCUGAUGUGGUCAAAAACCUGUCUGAUCAAAUUCCGGUCAUUUCCUUUGCAGCACCCACCAUAUCCCCGCCACUAAUACAACGGCGUUGGCCUUCCUUGAUACGAAUGGCUACCGAUGGUGCUGCUCAGAUGAAAUGCAUUGGAGAUAUAGUUAAUGCAUACAACUGGAAAAGGGUUGUUGUAAUAUAUGAAGAUGAUGGUUAUGGUGGUGGUGUGGGGAGGCUGGCUAUUUUAUCUGAGACUCUAAGAAAUGUUGGUUCUACAAUUGAGCUUCGUAUAGUUCUCCCACGACUUUCUGAGCCUGAUACAAAUUGGGAUGAAAUAAAGAAGCAGCUGUUGGAGAUUUCCAAUGUAAACUCUCGGGCAUUUAUAGUUCUUCAGUCAUCUUUACCAACAGUAACUGGUCUAUUCAAAGUGGCUAGGAAGAUGGGAUUUGUAGGAAAUGAUUCAGCUUGGAUAAUCACAGAGAGUAUUGCUAGUUUGCUUGACCCUCAUGGAAACUACGAUAUGGAAGGAACUCUGGGAAUCAAGACCUACUACGCCAAUGAGUCUAGUUCUUAUGCUGAAUUCCAGAAGGAAUUCCAAGCUAAGCAUGCAGAAGAAAAUAACUCCAAGCCAGGAAUUUAUGCUCUUCGAGCAUAUGAUACUAUUAAUGCCAUUUCACAGGCCAUAGAAGGAAUCCCUAAUAACACCACUAGUACUAGCCUUCAGGGUAUGAUAACUAGAUCGUUGAGCAAUUACAACGGUUUAAGUGGGAAAAUGCAACUAAAAGGAGGUGAGGUACCGCUGGAUUCUCCGAGAUUCAGGAUCAUAAAUAUUGUGGGUGGGAAGACAGAUAACGAAUUAAACUUUUGGAUACCAGACUUUGGAUUUUCAGAAAGCCUUGAAAAAGUAUCAGACAAAUACAGAAGUAAUGAUGGUGUUGGCAAAGUCAUUUGGCCCGGGAACCCAACACUGCCCUCCAAAGGCUGGGCAAUGCCCACUGAUGAGAAGCCAAUGAAAAUUUUGCUCCCAGCUUACCACGAAAAUUUUGUAAGGCAUAUCAGCGGGGAGAACUCAAAUGAGAUGGGAAAAGAGGGUUUAUGUUUAGGAAAGGAAAAACACGGUUUAUGCUCAGGAAAGAUAUAUGACGGUUUGAGUAUUGAUCUUUUCUGUUGCGUGCUAUCUAAAUUGAAUUAUUCCUUGCCACAUGAAUUUGAGUUAUUUAACAAGGCCAAUGGCACUUACAAUGAUAUGGUAGAACUAGUCUAUAACAAGACUUUUGAUGCUGUGAUUGGCGAUAUGACUGUACUUGCAUCGCGAAUUGACAAAGUGGAUUUCACUCAACCAUAUCUGGAGUCUGGUUUGUCAUUGAUAGUACCAGAUAAAUCUAAUGAGUCAACAUGGCUGUUUAUGAAACCUUUCACAUGGCAGAUGUGGGUGGCUAGUUGUGCCAUCUUAAUCUACACCAUGUUAAUAAUAUGGUUCCUGGAGGGUCCUUCCAGUCCAGAAUUUGAUGGUCCAUUGAUGAAUCAGAUCGCCACAGCUACUUGGUUCUCCUUCUCAUCUCUGUUCUUUGCUCACAGAGAGAAAAUCUAUAGCAAUUUGACACGAGUAGUUUUCAUAGUGUGGCUGUUUGUUGUAUUCAUCCUAAACUCAAGCUACACCGCUAAUCUGUCUUCGAUGCUUACAAUUCAACGACUGAGCCCGAAUGUAACGGACAUUGAAAUGUUAAGGACAACCAACUCAUUAGUUGGUUGUGAUAACGAUUCAUUUGUAAGGGAUUACCUGGAGAAUGUUCUUCAAUUAAAAAACAUCGAGACAGUAGAGAGCAACUUAAAACCCGAUACCUUCAGCAGCAACACGAGAUUAUCUGCUGUAUUUCUUGAACUCCCAUAUGCAGAAGUUUUCAUGAACGAUUACUGUGAGGGAUUUACCAACACCAAAGCCACCUACAGUUUUGGAGGCUUUAGCUUUGCAUUUCAGAAAGGUUCUCCAAUAGCGAGGAAUUUCUCUAAGGUCAUCCUAGAUCUAUUGGAGAACGGAAAAAUGAGAGAACUUCGAGAUCACUGGUUGAAUCCGAGCAAAUGUCCAACCAAUACAACUUCCGAUAUGCCAGAAAACUUGACCAUCGAGAGCUUUUGGGGCAUCUUUGUAAUAUCCGGUGCGACUUCCACCCUCUGUCUUCUAUCUUCUGCCAUCUUGAAAAAGUUUGGACACCAAGCAGCAUCCGGAACACGCCCUGAAAAUUCCGUACAAGUGCUCUAAGUUUCUUAAUGAUUGAUUAUAUUA
Molecule: messenger RNA, 2837 nt
Organism: Rosa chinensis
Lineage: Eukaryota; Viridiplantae; Streptophyta; Magnoliopsida; Rosales; Rosaceae
Product: glutamate receptor 2.7
Exons: 5
Coding region: 213-2813 (866 amino acids)
Cellular component (GO): plasma membrane
Molecular function (GO): glutamate-gated receptor activity
Source: RefSeq, a predicted model, not a curated record